This is a messenger RNA of Grammomys surdaster, 1078 nucleotides long. RefSeq names its product ERCC excision repair 1, endonuclease non-catalytic subunit (gene Ercc1). Gene Ontology annotation, biological process: meiotic mismatch repair; mitotic recombination; nucleotide-excision repair. Gene Ontology annotation, cellular component: nucleotide-excision repair factor 1 complex; nucleus; ERCC4-ERCC1 complex. The transcript has 10 exons. Gene Ontology annotation, molecular function: single-stranded DNA binding; damaged DNA binding. The coding region runs from base 132 to 1028 and encodes 298 amino acids. Lineage: Eukaryota; Metazoa; Chordata; Mammalia; Rodentia; Muridae. The record is from RefSeq and is a predicted model, not a curated record.
GAAGUGAGUCUAGUCAGGGGUCUCGCUGGCCGCCGUAGGCGUGCUGUCCGUGCCGGCGGUGCUGGCGUUGUGUCGCCUCUAUAACCCCCCGUGGUAGUUCCUUCUGAGCAUCCAGAAAGAGCAAGCUCCAGAUGGACCCUGGGAAGGACGAGGAAAGUCGGCCACAGCCCUCAGGACCACCCACCAGGAAGAAGUUUGUUAUCCCUCUGGAGGAAGACGAGGUGCCGUCUGCAAGAGUCAAGCCCUUAUUCAGCUUGUCACGGAACCCUGCUGCCCAGGCAUCCUCCGCUCACGCAGCCCCUCAGACGUAUGCUGAGUAUGCUAUUGCUCAGCCUCCAGGAGGGGCUGGGGCCGCAGUGCCCACAGGCUCUGAACCUGCGACGGGAGAGAACCCCAGCCAGACCCUGAAGACAGGAGCAAAAUCCAAUACCAUCAUCGUGAGCCCGCGGCAGAGGGGCAACCCCGUGUUGAAAUUUGUGCGCAAUGUGCCCUGGGAAUUCGGUGAGGUGGUUCCUGAUUACGUGCUGGGCCAGAGCACCUGCGCCCUUUUCCUCAGCCUCCGCUACCACAACCUCCAUCCAGACUACAUCCACGAACGGCUGCAGAGCCUGGGGAAGAACUUUGCCCUGCGUGUGCUACUGGUCCAAGUGGAUGUGAAAGAUCCGCAGAAGGCUCUUAAAGAGCUGGCUAAGAUGUGCAUCUUGGCUGACUGCACCCUAAUCCUGGCCUGGAGUGCAGAGGAAGCAGGGCGGUACCUGGAGACCUACAAGGUCUAUGAGCAGAAGCCCGCCGACCUCCUUAUGGAAAAACUGGAACAGAACUUCCUGUCCCGGGCCACUGAGUGUCUGACCACCGUGAAAUCUGUGAACAAGACCGACAGCCAGACACUCCUGGCUACAUUUGGAUCCCUGGAACAGCUUAUCACUGCAUCAAAGGAGGAUCUAGCCUUGUGCCCGGGCCUGGGCCCCCAGAAGGCCCGCAGGCUCUUUGAAGUACUACAUGAACCCUUCCUCAAAGUGCCUCGAUGACCCGCUGCCACCGAUGCCCAGUGUCACAAUAAAGCAUUUGCAUGCCCAGG